Canariomyces notabilis is the source of this 4801-nucleotide messenger RNA. RefSeq names its product DNA/RNA polymerase. The transcript has a single exon. The record is from RefSeq and is a predicted model, not a curated record. Gene Ontology annotation, biological process: mitochondrial transcription. Gene Ontology annotation, cellular component: mitochondrial DNA-directed RNA polymerase complex. Bases 262 to 4533 code for a protein of 1423 amino acids. NCBI's taxonomy places the organism in Eukaryota, Fungi, Ascomycota, Sordariomycetes, Sordariales, Chaetomiaceae. Gene Ontology annotation, molecular function: mitochondrial promoter sequence-specific DNA binding; DNA-directed RNA polymerase activity.
UCCAUUCUUUCGCCAUCUCUCACCGUUCCGCAUGCUCUAUCAUCGGUUCCGGGCACCUUGGACUGGUCUGAUAGCAGCCUCUUUUUGUGCCUUCUAUGUUUAUUUAUCUUUAAUAUCGGGCCUAAUGCAUUGAAUCGCCUGCUUGGCCUCCUCCGCACGCGCCUGCCGUCCUUUUGGUUGAGCUCGUCUCUCUCUUCCUCCCGAGCCGACGCGACCCCCAGACGACGCGAUCGCCGCCUGAGCCUCUCCCUCUUCCUCAGUAUGCUCGUCCGUCCCGGCGCCGCGCGACGUACCCUCCCUACGAGCCGUCUGCUGCUCACUGGUCCGCUACGACGUCCUCCAACAUGUCCCAUCGCCUUUUCGCAACGGGUGCUCUCUGAGACCAAGCGUGUACUUACAACCGCAAGGGAUUCCCGCUCGUGGAAAAGGAGAGCCUGCCGAGCCCUUGUCAGUUUCGAGCGUACUCUGGCCACCACGGUGGAGGACCACCGCUACGGCGAUGACAUCCCCUUGGACGGCCUAACCCCUAUCUUGAGGGGGCAGCAUCACUCUGGCCCGUCGAAAGCGCCUCUUUACAAUCUGAAUUGGAUAAACCCCAAUUCGCCCUUGAUAAUCAGCGACGGCCCUCCGACGCACCAAAAAAGGGGACGCAUCAAUAUCCAUGGUAUUCCCGGCGAUCUUGAGGAAUUGCUGUCGAUAUUCGAUGCUUGCUUGCAAAUUGGCAGGUUAGACCGCGCCGCCAUGGUACUGGAUCGCAUUGCAAAGUCGGAUUUGUCGCCUCAAGAAGCGAUAGAGUUGCACGCCCGAUGGUUGCAAGCCCGCGUUGCCCAACUCGCCGCCGAGCCGGGUGUGGACAAGGCCGACGACGUCCACAGGUGGUUUGAGCUUCAAGUGCGGAACAGUCGGCUUCCCGUAACCACAGACAUCAUCGCCUACAUGCUCAAGGCGAGCCUGCUCACGUCCCAAGGCUCGCAACUCCACAGACGUAUCACCCGCUACAUGGGCCUUCUGCCCCAGCAAGCCGGCAUGGGAGACCUGUACCUUGGACGCGUGCUGACCGACCAGGACUUGGCCGCCAUUGCCCAGAUAUGUCCUGACUACAGCAUGCCCGAAACUAUCCCCCUCGGCCAAGAUGUCGAUGCCGAUGGUCACAACGAUCACGAAGCCGCGAGCGACAGUGGAGGCGGCUCAGGAGACACUGCAGAGCUGUCAGAGGCCAAGGUUCCGGCCGCGGCCGGCGAAGUUUUGAGCACACCGCAGAAAGGCAUGGGUCUCGAAAUGUUAAAAAAAGCCCUUUCGCUGCUUUCCGAGCUUCCGGAUGGGAGCGACAUAUCCUCCCUCUCCCGUGCGCAGCGCCGUGAACUCCAGUCCCGGCUAGAGAAGGAUUGCGUGGAUGCAGCCAUCGCUCGAUGGCGAGAAAUGAGUCAGAAUCUUAAGGAAAUGCGUAUCCAUGUUUCGUCGCCCUCUGUGACUUCCAGGCUUAACGAUUGGCAUGAGGCUCUCGAAGCUCGACUUGCGAAGGAAUUAGUUCUGGUCGAUGCCUCGGAAGCAAACCCCAAAAAGACAGAAAGAGACUUCGAUCGGUGCUUGUACGGCCCGUAUCUACACCAGACCUCCCCCAGUCGGCUCUCCGCCGUCGUUAUCCUCGGUACCUUGGGCUUGCUCGGCCAACACGGCGCCGAGAAGGGUAUCGUCGUCUCCCACAUGGUACAUCAGAUGGCCAAAUUCGCCGAGGAGGACGUGCGACUCCAGUUGCGAAUUGCAAAGCAAGCCAUGGAUAAGGGGGGUAAAAGAUUACGGCAGCACCAGAUCCGGCAAUUAAUACAGCGUUGGGGCUCCCCAAUGAAGCAACAGCCACGGAUCGGACUUUCGCAGGACGGUUCCAGCAUGACAACGCCGGCCGGCACAACCAGUCGAAAUGUCACGCAAAACGACCAACCUUGGCCAUUUCAAAUCAGGGCCAAAAUCGGCUCGUUGCUGGUCUCGGCUUUGAUGGAGACCGCCAGAAUUACGGUCAUCAAGGAACACCCAGUGACCAAAGAGCUGGUAUCGCAGUCCCAGCCGGCCUUUUCGCAUAGUAUAAUCCUCAAGCAAGGCAAGAAGGUUGGCGUUUUCUUGCCAAAUGCCGCAGUGCUGGAACUCAUGAAAAGGGAACCCAGGGGCGAAUUUCUCGCACGUCACUUACCCAUGGUCGUUGAGCCUGAGCCGUGGACCAAGUUUAACAAAGGCGGGUUUAUUGAAUACUCAAGUGCUCUCAUCCGGGUUAAAGACGGGUUGAAGGAGCAGCAGCUCUACGCCGAAGCAGCCAUCGAGCGAGGAGAUAUGGAGCAGAUGCUCAGGGGUUUAGACGUGCUGGGUAAGACGGCUUGGAGGGUCAACCGCAAGGUCUUCGACGUUCUUCUCGCGGUGUGGAACACGGGCGAGGCGCUUGCCGACAUUCCACCACUGAACCCUGAGAUCCCGCUCCCUCCAGAACCGGAUUCUACCGACGACCCGAUGAAGAGGCGGGCUUGGUUCCGGCAUGUCAAGAUGAUUGAGAACGAGAAGUCGGGGCUGCACUCGCAGAGGUGCUCCAUGAAUUUUCAGCUCGAAGUAGCCAGGGCAUUCCGAGACCAGACCUUUUAUUUUCCCCACAAUCUCGAUUUCCGCGGACGAGCAUAUCCCAUACCGACCUACAUGAAUCACAUGGGAGCUGACCACAUGCGUGGGUUGCUGGUCUUUGCCAAGGGAAAGCCUCUGGGAGAACGCGGCUUGCGCUGGCUCAAAAUUCACCUCGCCAACGUCUAUGGGUAUGACAAGGCCAGUCUCCAGGAGCGCGAGGACUUUGCCACGAACAAUCUUGAAAACAUCUACGACUCGGCCGAUAACCCGCUUGAGGGGAAGCGUUGGUGGCUCACGGCCGAAGAUCCGUGGCAGUGUCUAGCGACGUGCUUUGAGCUGAGGGCGGCGCUCCAGUCCCCUGAUCCGGCCGCUUUUAUCUCCCACCUGCCGGUUCACCAGGACGGCACCUGCAAUGGACUUCAGCACUACGCAGCCCUUGGUGGUGACAGUUGGGGCGCGCAGCAGGUAAACCUGCUGCCAGGAGACCGCCCUGCCGAUGUGUAUUCGGCCGUUGCCAAGUUAGUGGAAGAAGAAAUUGCCGAGGAUGCCAAAACGGACAACAUGUUUGCCAAGGCUGUGAUGGGUAAAGUUACCAGAAAGGUGGUUAAGCAGACGGUUAUGACCUAUGUGUAUGGUGUCACAUAUACUGGCGCCAAGAAGCAGGUCCUGAAGCAACUGAAUGCAUUGUACCCAGGGCUGGAAGAAGAGACGGGCGUCGCGCUGACACUCCUCUCCGCAUACAUCGCUUCAAAGAUUUUUGCGGCCCUGACCACCAUGUUUGGUGGUGCCCAGGCCAUUCAGAAGUGGCUUGGCGAAAUUGGCGGCCGCGUAUGCAAUUCCAUGACUCCGGAGCAGAUCGAACACUUGGAGCGCGAGGUAUCCGAAAUUAAGAAGCGCUCGCUGGGAAAGAAGAAAGAGAAUGAAUCGAAAGACGCGUCUGAUGGCAAUACCGAAGUACACAAGCUCUUCCGCUCCACUCUCGUCUGGACAACGCCGCUACGGAUGCCUGUGGUACAACCUUACAGGAAGCCGUCUACCCGCCAAGUCCAUACGUGCCUGCAAACACUCGUCUUGACCAACCCGCAAAGGCAUGACCCGGUUAACCGGCGGAAACAGCUGCAAGCCUUCCCGCCCAAUUUCAUUCACUCCCUCGAUGCCAGUCACAUGAUGCUGUCGGCACUCGAGUGUCACGACAAGGGUCUCACGUUUGCUGCCGUUCACGAUUCGUUCUGGACUCACGCGGCGGACGUGGAGGUCAUGAAUGACAUCAUUCGCGAUUCUUUUAUCCGGAUCCAUAACGAGGAUGUCAUUGGCCGUCUCAAGGCCGAGUUUGAGGCGAGGUACCGCGGGUCUCUUCACCUAGCCAGGAUUGACCGCUCCAGCCCCGUUGCGCGUAAGAUCCUGGAGCAUCGCAGAUCUAACAAGAAGUCCAAAGCCCUCAAGGCUGAGUUGCUGCAAGAGGCGCGGCGCCAAAAGUUGCUACGCUCUAUGGAUCCCGAGGAAGUCAGAGAGGGGAGGGAGAUGGUAACGCCGGCUAGCAUCUUUGAGGAGUUUGGGACACCGGAUAUGGUGUCGAUUGAAUCUGGCACUGAAGUCUUGGAACAAUUGGCCGUGAAUGAUGAAGCAGAGACGGAGGCAUCUCUGGCCGAACCCGACGAGAGCCCCGAGUUGGAGGAAGUGGAGGUUGCGGCAAACGACGACGCAUCUGAAGACGCACCUGAGGACGCAGCACUCCCGGGCAGCAAGUACGCCGAGCACUUGUUGGCGGUCAAGGACACCAACUAUUUCGAAAUGGAGACGAGGCCAAGAUACACGGACCGGCGCCAAGCGUCCACCCUGUCGCUGUGGCUCCCGUUAACGUUUCCCGAUAUCCCACCCAAGGGUGAUUUUGACGUGCGGAAGCUCAAGGACAGCAGGUACUUUUUCUCAUGAGAGGAGGAUUUGCUCUGUCUAACCGAGUGAACAUGGGCAUUUCACAGCCAAAAAAAAAACAUUGCAUCUUUGCGGCGUUUCAUUUUAUCCUUUGCAUGAGGGCAGGUUUUGGCAUGGCGUUGAAAGAAGACGUGGGCAUGUAAGGAUACAUGUAUUCUAGUGUCGCUCAGCCUUCUGUCUUGGUCAGGCAGGUGGUGUUGUUUGUAUCAAAACUUCUGUUGUAUAUUGUAUGAUAGAAAGGGGCAUUUAAAGUAGUAAACAAUCUCUU